Stegastes partitus (bicolor damselfish) is the source of this 2260-nucleotide messenger RNA. Its product is annotated as ras-related protein Rab-40C. The record is from RefSeq and is a predicted model, not a curated record. Gene Ontology annotation, biological process: intracellular signal transduction. Lineage: Eukaryota; Metazoa; Chordata; Actinopteri; Pomacentridae. Bases 1400 to 2239 code for a protein of 279 amino acids. Gene Ontology annotation, molecular function: GTP binding; GTPase activity. The transcript is spliced from 6 exons.
UUGUGCGGCGCUGAGGAGACACAGCUGUGAUUAUGACUGAGAAUAAUGGAGAAAAAUGGAAACGCGGCGAACUGAGAUUACCGAGGACACCUACGGAGGUUCGGACUGGACGUAAGAACCCCGCUGCGUUUUAAAUCCCGCCACAGAUGUGGGGAUUUUCUGGAUAACUUACGACGCAGUGAAGUUACGGGAAUCUUUGUCAUCCCGGACUAAAGAAAGACAAGGCGGCCUGAAAUUACACGGACGUCCGUGGAAGUUGAGCUAGCUUAGUUAGCAAUUAGCUCUCUGUGAAUUAGCAUUGCUCUUUUUUCUAUUCACUGGGAAACUGUCUUAUAAAGCGUAACAUUAUGUCGCUAAAUGUAGCGCAGCAGUGACAGUGUCUCUGAAUAAUUUGAGGUGUUUUGUGCAGCAGCAGUGAGAAUAGCUAAGCUAGCUUGCUAGCUGUCCGGCAGUGCUAGCUUGUUGUUCCCCUGCUAACUUAGCAAGAAAGCUGCCUUUAAAUGGGAACAAAAAGACUCCUGGUUUGGUUUUGUGUUAGUUGACUCGAAAACUCAUUUCCUCAGAUAUAUGUGCUUUUAAAAUUUCUAAAGUGGCAGUAGUCGCUGAGGUUAUUGUAAUUAUCAUUCCAGACAAUAAGCAUAUUUUCCUGCUUACAUAGAUUUUGCCAUCCAGAUUGGAAACUGUCCGGCUUCAGUUACACUUUGAUUAUCUGUGAUUUUUAAUCUGUAAUAACUAAUAACCGCCACGAUAUAGGGCAUUUUUGGAACAAAAAAGAAUUUCCUCCUGGAUAUUGUUUCUUUGAAGCAGUUUAAGUUGUGUAAAGUUUAUUUUCCCAGUGAAAGUCAGCUUUGGCCAAACUGUAUUUUCUCUUAUCUUUAACUUCAGCAAUAAGCAUGUUUCUCUUCCUUACAUUUCUCUUCCUUAUAUAAACUGUCCGGAUACAGUUAUCUGUGCUUUUAAUCUUUAUUGAACUUCUCUUCGAUAAGGAAUUUUAGGAACAAAAAAGAAUUUGGUCUUGGCUGCAUGUUUUUACAGCAGUUCACAUUGGGUUAAGUUUUUUCCCCCUCUGUGAGCUCCACCUUUGACCAAACUAUAAUUUCUCUUAUCUUUAAAUUCAGCAAUAAGAAUGUUGUGCUUUCCAGAACCACAUUUUUGGCAGCCAGCUUGUUUUUCGUGCAGGACAUUCCUCUGAGACUGCAGACCUUAUUUUAAGUCUGAAAAUUACCUACCUGCACACAGUCCAGAAGAAGCAAAACAAAGACUUUACGCCUCCGUUCUGCAAGUUCAUGGCAUAACAGACUUUGCUUUGGAUCAAGCAAGAGGGAGAACGUAUAUAAGGGUUCCGUCCACCUCUUCAGUCGCUCAUCCUCAGCCUUGCCGGGCUCAGAUGUGAGUUGCCAUGGGCAGCCAGGGCAGCCCGGUGAAAAGCUACGACUACCUGCUCAAGUUCCUCCUGGUCGGAGACAGCGACGUGGGCAAAGGAGAGAUCCUGGACAGCCUGCAGGAUGGAUCUGCAGAGUCCCCGUACGCUUACAGUAGUGGUAUCGACUAUAAAACCACCACUAUUCUUCUGGAUGGCCGGAGGGUGAAGCUGGAGCUUUGGGACACUUCAGGACAGGGGAGGUUCUGCACCAUAUUUCGCUCGUAUUCCCGCGGCGCUCAGGGGAUCCUGCUGGUUUAUGACAUCACUAACCGGUGGUCCUUCGACGGCAUCGACAGGUGGAUCAGAGAGAUCGAUGAGCAUGCCCCAGGUGUUCCUCGGAUCCUCGUAGGUAACCGCCUCCACCUGGCCUUCAAGCGGCAGGUUCCCACCGAGCAGGCGAGGGCGUACGCCGAGAAGAACGGCAUGACCUUCUUCGAGGUGAGCCCGCUGUGCAACUUCAAUGUCAUCGAGUCCUUCACGGAGCUGUCGCGCAUCGUCCUGAUGAGGCACGGCAUGGAGAAGUUCUGGAGGCCCAACAGAGUGUUCAGCCUCCAGGACCUCUGCUGCAGAGCCAUCGUGUCGUGCACGCCGGUCCACCUCAUUGACAAGCUGCCGCUGCCCGUCGCCAUCAAGUCCCACCUCAAGUCCUUCUCCAUGGCCAACGGAAUGAACGCCGUCAUGAUGCACGGACGCUCCUACUCGCUGGCCAACCCGGCCGGCGGCUCCAAAGGCAACAGCCUGAAGCGCUCCAAGUCCAUCCGUCCGCCGCAGAGUCCGCCGCAGAACUGCACCCGCAACAACUGCAAAAUCUCCUAACUCCUAACCGCGGCGUGGGGU